ACACUGUCAUUAGGGGAACUAAUGAAUAGCUUUCUCUAAGGUUAUUAGAGCACCCAGCACCUUUAAGGAGUGCAGAAAUCUGUGAAAGGAGGAGUUAGGGAAAACGACACCGCUCCUUUUAGAGUGUGUGUAGCACAACUGAUAAGCUAUUCCUGUGAUGUGAUCGAAUGUGACUGAAUACUGCAGGCUCUUGGACUCUUAUUCUAUAAAAUCCACAUCAGAGCAGCACAGGAAAAGAUCGGAGGGAACAGCUUCUGCUGCGGAGAAAGAUCUUUGAAGGGCAGCUCCAAACAUGCUGGCAGAACCUUGUAGUGUCAAAGCAACAGUGUGUGGCAAGUUGUACCCAGGGAAUGCCAAAGCACCCAUUGUCACCAGAGAAUUCUCUGCCAGCAGACUGAAAUAAUUCUGAAUGCUAAUGGCCUUCAGUUCUAGAAGGACCUGAAUACGGCUGGACCGCCACCAGAUGCUGGAGAGCUCUUCAGCCCUUUUGUUCAUUGUCUUCGCCCUGCUUUUCAUUUUGCUGCUCUUUGUGGUGCUCGCCAGGAGAAACGCCACUUUUGCCCUUCUCUGGAAUGAAGUAAUCCGGGAGAAAAUAACCAAUUUCAUCAUGAAUCAGAGCAAAGAACAGAGGAUUUUAAAUUUUGUGCUGCAGAAUGCAGUCCGAGGAGACCCCUCUAGCGUGGUGGACGCUAUAGAUAAGUACUGCUCCCAGAAAGAAUGGGCCAUGAACGUGGGCAAUGAGAAAGGUUUAAUUCUGGACAAGACAGUGGAAGAGGUCAAUCCUUCAGUUGCACUGGAGCUGGGAACAUACUGUGGCUACUCUGCAGUUAGGAUUGCUCGGCUGUUGAAGGCAGGAGCUUAUCUUCUCACUGUGGAGUUAAACCCAGAAGUUGCUGCUAUAGCUAAACAGAUAAUUGAGUUUGCUGGAGUACAAGAUAAGGUAAAACUGCUAGAAGGCCCUUCACAGGAAAUAAUCCCCCAGCUGAAGAAAAAAUAUGAAGUGGAUACUCUGGAUUUUGUCUUCCUGGACCACUGGAAAGACAGAUACACUCCAGACACCAUCCUGCUUCAGGAAUGCAACUUGCUGAGGAAGGGCUCAGUUCUUCUGGCUGACAAUAUCAUCAUUCCAGGAGCUCCAGAAUUCAUUAAAUAUAUCCGCAACAACCCCCAUUUCCAAUGCACUAACUACCCAUCUCAUCUGGAAUAUAUGAAAGUGGAGGAUGCUAUGGAAAAGGCUGUAUUUUUGGGAUAAAGAGAGCCAUUAAUACUCACCCUUUCUUUCAAAUGAUGCAAAUUCAGCUGCACAGGUUAACUUGUCCAUGCUUUACAUUUUGGUUUUCGUUUUUGUUUUUUUUUUCUCUUUUUUUUUUGCAUUUUGGAGCCUGUAAUUAGAGCAAGCACGAGUGGAGAUCAUUGUAAACUAGGUGGAAACCCAGUAUCUGGAGUAAGUAACUGCUCAAAGAUCUGUUCCACUGUUUCACAUAACUCAGCAGCAAAUCCAAAGUGAUGCACAUUGCCCUGCCCAACCAAUCAUUAAACACCAUCUGUUUUUUUGAGCUCAAAACUGAACCACUACAGUUUGGGGUUUGGGUAGGGUGGAGAAAGUCACUGCAACUUCCAAAGACUCAUGUCCCAAAGGUAAACUGAUUAAUUGUUGUCAAGAGUGCGAAGAACCAUGUGUGUUGCAAGAAAAGACCAUUUCAGGAACCGUGAUUUUGCUAAAUUAGUAGCCUGAUGCUUAACUUAAUGCAGUGAAGGCUCCUGUGGUGACAUCAGAUACAGUUUUGCCCAGUUACUGCAAAAGUUACUCAUCUCUAUGCUAGAGAAAAGGGCAGGCACUGAAAGAAGACCCAUCCAUGCAGUGAUGAGAAAAUGGAAUUUUGCAGAAGACAAAAUUAUCAGUCUGUCCAUGCAGAGGUAGGGAAAACUGAAGCAGUGAAUAGAUUAAAAUGAAAAGAGUAACAGACAGAUAACAAAAGGAACCGGCUCUUCCCAAAAGAACACCAAAACUAUAUCCUAUCAGGAACCUUGAGAAAAUGCUGUUUAUCCCCUCAUAUUUACUUAUCCCCUCAUAUUUACUUAUCCCCUCAUUGUAUUGUAUCUACAAAGUGGUGCUUUUUAGGAGCAGGGCAAGCUGCUUACUCUGAGGUGCUGUGUAUGUUUAGGAGGCAGUAUAAAGAUCAGAGAGAUUGUGUUUCACCAGGUGGCUCCUGCACACCCCGGUUAUUCUCAGUGUUGUUAACACUAUGUGAAUGGUGAUGGUGGUCAUUGAGAAGAUACAAAGCCACAGCUGAAGGCUCUUAAUGCACCUGAACAAUGCAAAAAUCCAAUGGCAUUUCCCGGCAUGUCCUGCUGUGAUUAUAUAAUGAGGCAAUGGUUUCAUUUAUAAAUAAAAACUAUAAAAUAAUA
Molecule: messenger RNA, 2409 nt
Organism: Cuculus canorus (common cuckoo)
Lineage: Eukaryota; Metazoa; Chordata; Aves; Cuculiformes; Cuculidae
Gene: COMT
Product: catechol-O-methyltransferase
Exons: 6
Coding region: 464-1252 (262 amino acids)
Biological process (GO): developmental process; dopamine metabolic process; catecholamine catabolic process
Cellular component (GO): axon; dendrite; membrane
Molecular function (GO): magnesium ion binding; catechol O-methyltransferase activity
Source: RefSeq, a predicted model, not a curated record